This is a messenger RNA of Penicillium olsonii, 1695 nucleotides long. The record is from the annotation of a GenBank genome assembly. Lineage: Eukaryota; Fungi; Ascomycota; Eurotiomycetes; Eurotiales; Aspergillaceae.
AUGGAGAAGUCCGAAUACACCCAGAACACAGUCACGAAAACGCUCAGUGGCGAUCCGGAAAUUCAGCGCGGUGGUCUCAAUGAUCCCAACCAUGUCGAGCUCACUCGCGCCCUCAAGGCGAGACACAUCACGAUGAUUGCCAUCGGAGGUGCUAUCGGUACCGGUUUGAUCAUUGGAACGGGAGAGGCUCUCGCGAAAGCCGGACCCGGCUCGAUCUUGAUUUCCUACGCUUGGGUUGGCUUCAUUGUAUACCUGGUCAUGUGUGCCCUGGGCGAGAUGGCAGCAUGGCUACCGCUGCCCUCCGGUUUCACUGGUUACGCAGUUCGAUUUGUUGACCCGGCACUCGGAUUUACACUGGGUUGGACGUAUUGGUUUAAGUACAUCAUCCUCUCGCCGAAUCAGAUGACCGCCGGGGCGUUGGUUAUAUCGUAUUGGAUCCCAGCGGAGAAGAUCAAUCCAGGAGUCUGGAUCACCAUUUUCUUGGUCCUCGUCGUGGCGAUCAACUACUUCGGUGUGAAAUUCUUUGGCGAGUUUGAGUUCUGGCUCUCCUCGUUCAAAGUUAUCGUGAUCCUCGGGAUCAUCCUGUUGUCUUUCAUCCUGAUGCUGGGUGGAGGGCCAGACCACGACCGAAAAGGCUUCCGCUAUUGGAAGAAUCCCGGUGCGUUCAACCACUAUGUGAUGGAAGGCCCGUCUGGUCGAUUCCUUGCCUUCUGGUCCACCAUGGUGUCGGCUACGUUCGCCUACUUGGGCACCGAGCUGGUCGGAGUGACGGUCGGCGAAGCUCAAAACCCUCGCAAGACCAUUCCCAAGGCCAUUAAGUUGACCUUCUACCGUAUUCUCGUGUUCUACGUUCUGAGCGUGCUCUUGGUUGGUACACUUGUGCCAUACAACUCCCCGAAACUUUUGUUUGCCCUGGGAGACGGAAACAAAGCCAAGGGAUCCGCAGCGGCUUCGCCUUUCGUUGUCGCCAUUGAGUUGGCCAACAUCCCUAUUCUCUCGCACAUUCUGAACGCCUGUAUUCUGCUAUUUGUCUUCUCGGCGGCGAACUCCGAUCUCUACAUUGCCACUCGCACGAUCUACGGUCUCGCUCGUGAAGGCAAGGCCCCCAAGAUCUUCGCCCGCACCGAUGCCCGUGGUGUCCCAGUUCCCGCGCUCGCCAUCUCUUCUCUGAUUGCAUUGCUGGCAUACAUGAACGUGAGUGGAGACUCUCGCGUCGUCUUCAAAUACUUCGUGAACCUCGUCACCAUCUUCGGUCUCCUUACCUGGAUCUCCAUCCUCGUGACCCACAUUUACUUCGUGCGCGCCCGCAAGGCCCAAGGUGUCCCCGAGUCGGAGCUGGCAUACAAAGCGCCAUUCGGUGUCGCGGGCUCGUACUUUGCUCUGGGAUUCUGCAUUCUCAUUUCCCUGACCAAGAACUACGACGUCUUCAUCCACAAGCCUGCUACUUACGGAAACUUCGACUACAAGAACUUCAUCACCGCUUAUCUUGGGAUCCCCCUGUAUCUGAUCAUGAUCGCUGGAUACAAGAUCGUCACCAAGUCGAAGGGUGUGCACCCGCUGGAAGCUGAUUUGUUCUCUGGCAAGGACGAGAUCGAUCGCGAAGAGGCUGCAUACCUGGCAGCGAAAGAGGCUGAUGCGGAGAGAAAUCAGGACUCUGGAUGGUUCUAUAGGAAGUUUGUUUCGUGGCUGUUCUAA